Messenger RNA from Penicillium maclennaniae, 864 nucleotides. It is a transcript of the gene flbD, whose product is annotated as putative MYB family conidiophore development protein FlbD. Bases 1 to 864 code for a protein of 287 amino acids. The transcript is spliced from 2 exons. Gene Ontology annotation, cellular component: nucleus. Gene Ontology annotation, molecular function: DNA-binding transcription factor activity, RNA polymerase II-specific; RNA polymerase II cis-regulatory region sequence-specific DNA binding. Gene Ontology annotation, biological process: mitotic cell cycle; positive regulation of transcription by RNA polymerase II. The record is from RefSeq and is a predicted model, not a curated record. Lineage: Eukaryota; Fungi; Ascomycota; Eurotiomycetes; Eurotiales; Aspergillaceae.
AUGGCUCCCGCUCACCGUCGUGGACCUUGGGUCCCCGAAGAAGACCAGCUUCUUCUGCAACUCGUUCGUGAACAAGGCCCCAACAACUGGGUUCGCAUCUCCCAGCACAUGGCCUACCGGUCGCCCAAGCAAUGUCGGGAACGCUUCCACCAAAACCUGAAACCAUCGCUCAACCGGGAGCCUAUCUCUUCCGACGAGGGGCUGAUGAUCGAACGCAUGGUCAAUGAGAUGGGCAAGCGCUGGGCGGAGAUUGCUCGCCGGCUGGGGAACCGCAGUGACAACGCCGUCAAGAACUGGUGGAACGGCAGCAUGAACCGCAAACGCCGUGGUCUGUCCACACCCACCGCCUCGCGCACCUUCAGCGGCCGCAUCGAAGCACCUUAUGCCCGCGCCUCUGUCUCCGAGAUCUUCUCCCGCCGCGAGUCCGUUUCCACCACCCGUCAACUCUCUCCGAUUUAUACGCUGCCCUCGAUCAACCGCCCCAUUGAAACCCCCUUGACGUCCCCGGCCUUUUCAGAGGUAUCCCAUGCCACUUCGAUCGAACCUCCCUCCAUGGUCUCGGACCAGAACUCCGUCUGUUCUUCCUCUCCCCGCACCCUCCCUUCCCCCCAGAUGCUUCCGUUGCCGGUUGUCUCCCACUACGACGCCCGACGCCCAAGCACCUCGGUACAGGUAGUCGAGGAUUCACCCAGCUACCCGGGUCGUUCGCUCGAAUCCCUCUCCGAGAUCGCCUCUAAGCGGCGAUGGAUGGAGCACCAGUCUACGCUCGCCUCCUGGCACCAGCCUCCCGAUCUGCCCAAGACCUGGUCCAGACCCGAAACCCCCCGCGAUACGCGGAUGGGAGUCAACAACCUGCUCAAUUAA